This is a messenger RNA of Brachypodium distachyon (stiff brome), 5303 nucleotides long. Its product is annotated as putative pentatricopeptide repeat-containing protein At1g19290. The transcript has 4 exons. The coding region runs from base 137 to 2950 and encodes 937 amino acids. The record is from RefSeq and is a predicted model, not a curated record. NCBI's taxonomy places the organism in Eukaryota, Viridiplantae, Streptophyta, Magnoliopsida, Poales, Poaceae. Gene Ontology annotation, molecular function: protein binding.
AUAGGCGUGGGGCAGGGCUCCCUGCCCCGUUCACCCGCCUUCUUGUUCCUCUCCGACCGCCCGCCUCGCCGGCCGCCACCCGCCGCUUCAGCCUCCCCAUUUACCUCUCCGCCACCGCGGCUUAUCUGACCACUAUAUGCUCCACAGAUGUCACUGCCUCCGCCUCCUCUCCUUUUUCCGCCGCUCCAUCCACUCCUCGUCCUCUCUACCCCACGCGGACGGCGAGCUCGGCACCGCCACCGACCCGACACUACUGGGCCGUCUCACCCGCCUUCUCCUUCUCCACCGCUUCCCCGCCGCCGCCCGCCUCCUCUCCUCAUCCCCCUUCACGCACGCGCUCCUCCACGCCGCCCUCCGCCGCGUGCGCCUCGACCCCGACGCCGCCCUCCACCUUUUCCGCCUCGCUCCGUGCCGCCCCUCCCUCCUCGCUCACGCCCAGCUCCUCCACAUCCUCGCCCACGCGCGCCGCUUCCCCGCCGCCCGUGCCCUCCUUGCAUCCCUCCUCUCCGCCCACUCCGUAGCCCCAACUCUCUUCCCCGACCUCGUCGAGGUGUACAAAGAUUUUUCCUUCUCCGCCGCCUCCUUCGACCUGCUCCUCCGAGCACACGCGGACGCUGGCCAGCUUAAGGACGCCCUCUACGUGUUCGACGAAAUGGGAAAGGCUGGUUCCCGCCGCACGCUGCGGUCCUGCAACCGCCUGCUCAACCAACUGGUACAGGCUGGCGAUAUCGGCACAGCGGUGGCUGUGUUUCAGCAGAUGCGGUGCGCUGGCACAUUGCCAGACGAUUUCACGGUAGCCAUCAUGGCAAAGGCGUACUGCAGGGAUGGGAGGGUGGCACAUGCAGCGGACUUCUUGAAGGAGAUGGAGGAGAUGGGUUUGGAUGUGAACCUGGUAGCAUAUCAUGCGGUGAUGGAUGGGUAUUGUCGAAUAGGACAGACCGAGGUUGCGAGGAAGCUCUUGCAUUCUCUACAGGUUAAGGGUUUGUCACCCAAUGUGGUGACAUAUACCUUGCUUGUUAAGGGGUACUGUAAGGAGGGGAGGAUGGAGGAGGCUGAAAAAGUGGUAAAGGAGAUUAAAGAAAAUGAGAAGAUUGUUAUUGAUGAAGUUGCCUAUGGUGCACUGAUCAAUGGCUAUUGCCAAAGGGGGAGAAUGGAGGAUGCCAAUAGGGUAAGAGAUGAGAUGAUUGAUGCUGGAGUCCAGGUUAAUAUGUUUGUGUAUAACACAAUGAUCAAUGGAUAUUGCAAAUUGGGGAGAAUGGGGGAAGUAGAGAAACUUUUACAGGCCAAUGAGUAUAGAGGGGUGAAUCUGGAUGAGUACAGUUACAAUACUCUAGUAGAUGGGUAUUGCAGAAAGGGUUUCAUGACCAAGGCCUUUGAAACAUGCGAUAUGAUGGUAAGGAAUGGAUUCACAGGGACAACACUGACAUAUAAUACACUUUUGAAUGGUUUUUGCUCGCGUGGCGCUAUUGAUGAUGCACUUAAAUUGUGGUUCUUGAUGUUGAAGAGGGGAGUGGUGCCUAAUGAAAUUAGCUGUAGCACACUGUUGGAUGGUUUCUUCAAAGCAGGUAAAACUGAGCAGGCUCUAAACCUUUGGAAGGAAACCUUAGCAAGGGGUUUGGCAAGAAACGUGGUUACAAUUAACACGGUUAUCAAUGGGUUGUGUAAGAAUAGGAGGAUGACUGAAGCAGAAGAACUAUUUCACAGGAUGAAGGAAUGGAGUUGUCCAUGUGACAGUUUAACUUAUAGAACAUUGAUUGAUGGUUACUGUAAACUAGGUGACCUGGGUAGAGCUACUCAAAUUAGAAUUGAGAUGGAAAAUUUAGGCUUUGUUCCUUCAGUUGAAAUGUUCAAUUCUUUCAUAACUGGACUCUUUAUUGCUAAGCAAAGUGGCAAAGUGAAUGAUAUCCGUGUUGAAAUGAGUGCAAAGGGGCUUUCUCCUAAUACAGUCACUUAUGGAGCCCUGAUAGCUGGUUGGUGUAAAGAAGGCAAUCUGCAUGAUGCCUGCAUUUUGUAUUUUGAAAUGGUCGAGAAAGGUCUGAAGCCAAAUCUGUUCAUUUGCAGUGUGUUAGUGAGCUGUUUCUAUAGAGAGGGGAAGGUUGAUGAAGCAAAUUUGGUGCUGCAAAAACUUGCCGAUACUGACAUGAUUCAGGACUGCAGUGCAAGCACACUUAAUAUUGGCAAAGUAGCACAUAUAAUUGAAUCUCUUGCUGGUGGAAAUCAUCAAUCUGCAAAAAUUAUGUGGAACAUUGUUAUUCUUGGGCUAUGCAAAUUGGGCAGGGUUGCAGAUGCUAGAAAUUUGUUUGAGGAUCUUAAAGUAAAGGGAUUUAUUCCUGAUAAUUUUACUUAUUCUAGCCUCAUCCAUGGCUGCUCUGCGUCAGGUUCUAUUGAUCUAGCUUUUGGUCUGAGGGAUGAGAUGUUAAGUGCCAGGCUUACUCCAAAUAUUGUAACCUACAAUUCUCUCAUCUAUGGCCUCUGCAAGUCUUGUAAUGUUUCAAGGGCAGUUAGUCUUUUCAAUAAGUUGCAGUCAAAGGGUAUAUCCCCUAAUGCUAUCACCUAUAAUACCCUAAUUGAUGGACAUUGCAAGGAUGGCAAUACAACUGAAGCCUUCAAGUUAAAACAAAAGAUGAUAAAGGAAGGUAUUCAGCCUACUGUAUUCACCUAUACUAUACUGAUCCAUGGUCUCUGUACUCAAGGGUAUAUGGAAGAAGCAAUAAAGCUUCUGGAUCAAAUGAUUGAGAAUAAUGUAGACCCAAAUUUUAUUACAUAUUGGACACUGAUUCAAGGUUACGCUCGAUGCGGUAAUAUGAAAGCAAUUACCAAGCUUUACAAUGAGAUGCAUAUCUGUGGACUUCUACCUGCCAAUUGGACAGGACAUGUAAAACAAGCAGAACCUGUUGUAAACAGCAAGAAUGUAAAUAUAUGUCGUGUGAAGAUGCACAGACAGUGCUAACAUAUUCUUUGUAUAUAUACUUUUGUUUACUUGGAAGAAUCUGGCCAGUUGGGAUUUGCAUGAGAAAGCAAAUCACGAGGCUCUGUCUCUAACUUUGUAUCAAUUGCUGAGUUAUUGGUACCUCGUGAUCUUGUAUAUUAAUUCUAUAAAUCUAGCCUAAUCUGUUUCUUUAUUGCUAAUAUUUAUUUCUCGUAUUAGUUUACUUAGUUUUAGGGAUCUUAUUUCACAAACCAGCUUUUUAAUACCAUUAUUACUAGUUUCAAGGUUCUAGGGUUAUCUUCUGAAAAUCCAUGUUCUGCUCUCUCCAUAGCACUUGAUCCUUUUCUUCAUACAUCAGUGCUUAUCUCUCUCUCCCUUUAGACGGAGGGAGGGAGUACUCAUGCAAUCCAUGUGCAUCUUUGGAUUUAUUUUAUUAGGUCACUGGCUCAAGAAGUUUUAAAGGUGGUGGAGAAACAUGCAAACUUCGCCGGUCAAGAAUCUGAUGAAGUAGGGUUUGCGCCGCCGCCACCCUUUCCUCAACCUCCAGCGCCACCACAUCCCUCUCGUCCACCUCCGUCGGAGACCUCGUCGAGUUCACCUGUCUCCGCCAGAGACCGAUGUGGCCUGUUGCUGCCUCCACUGGAAACUCCUUUGACCCGUCGAGGAAUCAACAUGGGAGGCAAGCAGGGACGCAGCAUACGGCGACACGCACGUGUUCCUCACGGUGGGGCCAAUCAACAUGGCAAGCAAAGUCUCGGGCUCCCGGGUGCAGCGUCCAUGCACGCGGAGGCACGGCUGUGCUGAUUGCACAAAUCGUGUUCAAGGAAAUGCCUCAAGGGUGCUGUGUUCACAAGAAAUGCGGUGCAGGAUGCUCAUGUGGACAUAAAUCUCUUGGUCAGCAAUUUGAUGUUGGAGUUGCAUCCAUUGGAACAGAAGAUUUUUAGACGUUGCAGAUCAUAUCAGGAUUCAAAGGCUUGUCCAUGUGAGUAAGCUAUGUGGCCCUUGCUAGCUUGUGUUGGUUCCUACACAUCUGUGCUGUUUAAACUAGCUAGGCUAAACAAUAUAUACCUUCUUCAAGAUCUGCAAAAUAUCUUUUCGGUUUAGUUACAUUUCAGAUAAAGUGGGUUUUGCUUGAUUUAAAUUGUCGUGUGUUUAGUAACAUUGUGACUGGGUUAACUGAUUACACUAUUUGCUGCAUAGUAAUUUAUUUAAUUUUUGUCUGUCUGUGGGCAUGAACUCAUGAUGUUUAGUUAGCUUAUACGUAUAUCCUUUUAUCGUUGUGCAUUGCAGUUAUCUGUAGGGCAUGUUGAACCGGACUGUAAGAUUAUUAGAAUCAAGAAUAGAACCUGUAAGUUCAACCCAUUUAGUAGCCGCUGUUCAUUUAUUGCCUGUUAUUGUCUUAUUGACACUCCAGCAGAGGGUUCAACUGUGAACCUUUAUGCCUACUAUGCAUUAUGCUAUUGAGUUUAAUUGCCAUUACAGAAUAGUGAUUAUAUGUCUGAACUGUUCGGUAUCAUGAAGACCAGGAGACAUACAUUUCAUUUUCUCUGUGAUGAUCAAGUUACUUCUAUUGUAGGUUCUCGAGGGCAGAGAAAGCAUUGAUUUGAAACACUUCAGGCCUGUAUAAACUUUGAAGUCAGAGAAUAUCAGGUUUAAUGAUUAUAUGCAUCACAGAGAAAGAUGGAAAUGUCAUAUUCCAACUGAAAAAAGCAGAGAUUUGUUUCCCGAUCGGUUAACAACUGUAAGUAGACCCAAGGAUGAUGAGGGACAGGAUGGAGUCGUUGGACAUGACGGCAACAAUGGCUCCCGAGGUAAGGGUGUAUGCUAGGUCUGGACAGGAUGGAGUCGUUGGACAUGGUGGCAACAAUCAUGGAGUUGCUCUCCAUGGUGAGGUUGACCAUUAUACCGUCAAUGUCAUCCACUGCACUGUCAUCGACAUCGAGGAGGAUGGACUUGGCAUCAUCAUGGCAAAGUCAAUGAGCUCCUGGGCUUCUUGUCGCUGGCGGUGGGGUUGGGGCUUGCUGGCCACAGCAGCGCUGAUCCGCCGAACACUUGGAACACCUGCUCAUCGGCAAGUAGUUUCUCAAUCUGAAAUAUGUGAGACAGAGUAUGGGAGUGGGAUGCAUAGAGUUUGCUUCAUGUAGCAUGGCUAUCCAGCAGAGUAUAUAUGCUUUUAGAUUGGAUGAGGAACACCGUGCAGUUGGAAUCCAAGAACUCCUUGAGAACGAUAUCAGUGUGUUGAUUUAUGCUGGAGAGUAUGAACUCAUAUGAAACUGGCUAGGUCGAGUUCUGUCCAGAAGUAUUAUAUCAUAAGGAUUGUUAUGUUCACGCUCGGCAUUUAAAUAUGAUUCUCAACUAAUGUUUGCAAUGGAAA